GCGACACAAGCCAAGUCGAUACACGGAAGCUCAGCUUUGUGUUUGCGGAUAGCCUACAACAAAUAGUAGGACGGCGUUUUUUCUCUCAAAAUUGCGUUUUCAAACAAAGAAAACAUGAGUUGGAGGUCGAUCCGUGCCCACAGGAUUUUAUGCGGUGGAUGUGAAGACAUUAUUUGAGCAAAGUGUGCAGCAGGCUCCAAGUUUAGUUAUUAGCUGUUAGCAUUGUGCACCUGUCACCCUCAAAGAUACUACUGCUUUACUCUGCUACUUUCUGCUCCAGCAUGCUCUCGUCUGACAAAUAGCACCGCUACUACCAGCCUGCGUUUACCCGGACUUAUUUAACACUACACCGAGGCCAGAUGCCCGAGCAGGGUCCCAGGAUGAACGGCUUCUCCCUGGGCGAGCUGUGCUGGCUCUUCUGCUGCCCGCCCUGUCCCAGCCGCAUCGCCGCUAAGCUGGCCUUCCUCCCGCCGGAGCCCACUUACUCCUUGCACACGGAUGCUAACGGGGCCACCAACCUACAUCUGACAGAACGGGCGGAUUGGCAGUACUCCCAGCGGGAGCUGGAUGCUGUGGAGGUGCUAAGUACCAGAAGCACCCGGGGGAACCGCGUCUGCUGCAUGUUCGUGCGCUGCGCGCCCAACAGCCGCUACACACUGCUCUUUUCUCAUGGGAAUGCCGUGGACCUGGGCCAGAUGUGCAGCUUUUACAUUGGACUAGGCUCCAGGAUAAACUGCAACGUGUUUUCUUACGACUAUGCGGGCUACGGAGCGAGCAGCGGCAGGCCGUCCGAGAAGAACCUGUACGCGGACAUCGAGGCCGCCUGGCAGGUGCUUCGGAACAAGUACGGUGUGGCCCCAGAGAACAUCAUCCUGUAUGGUCAGAGCAUUGGCACCGUACCCACUGUGGACCUGGCUGCGCGGUAUGAGUGUGCAGCCGUGAUCUUGCACUCCCCACUUAUGUCCGGACUCAGGGUGGCCUUCCCAGAUACACGCAAGACCUACUGCUUCGACGCCUUCCCCAGUAUUGACAAAGUGUCCAAGGUGGCGUCCCCGGUGCUGGUCAUCCAUGGGACGGAGGAUGAGGUCAUCGAUUUCUCCCAUGGGCUGGCCAUGUACGAGCGCUGCCCACGUGCCGUUGAGCCUCUGUGGGUGGAGGGGGCGGGACACAACGACAUCGAACUCUAUGCGCAGUACCUGGAGAGGCUAAAGCAGUUCAUCUCCUUUGAACUGUCCACAUCAUGAUGUCCAUCGUCCCACGGCAGUGGAGUAAGGGGUGGCCUGCAUUUCAAGCCUGGAUUAGAGUGCCCGCUGCUAAACUCACUCCAGUGUAGUUCAGUAUGUCCCCUGUAUCCCCUUACCUGUCUCACUGCUCUCCCAAAUGUCCAAUUGUCUUUGACUCAACCCAUUUUUCUGUCUAAGGGACCUGCCUGUGCUGUAGUUGUUGAUCUUAUUUUUGUUAUGGUUUUUUUUUUUUUUUUUUUUUUUAAUAAAGGGGUCUAUUUUAGAGUUAUCCCUCCAGAAAACUAGAGGGGGAUGUAAGUGCUACAUUUUUUUCAAUUGGUCCUUAUUUUCAAAGGUGUAUGGUCCUGAAGCCAAUUUGUUGUUAGUACUGCCACAGAGGUAGUUGCACUCCUUUUUUAUAUAUAGUUUGUUUCUGCAAGUUUUUUAUGUAGGGCUGUUCAGAUAUAGAUUUGACGCUGAUACCGCCAUUUUCAAGGUAUCAGUAAGUAUAUAACUCAAUUCAUUAUGCCAAUACAAUAUUUUUCAUGACCGAGGAACCAUACUCCAUGAUGUUGUGGCUGAUGCUACUGUUAAUACGCAGAAUUACGAUUGUGGAGUUAUUUUUUACACACUGACCUUGGUGUCGGACUGGUACUCAGAUCGGCAGCUUCCCUGAGCCAGUAUCGGAUUGGAUAAAAAAAAAAAAAAAAUUGUAUUGGAACAAAUAUUUUGUAUUUGUUUUUUUUAUGUGUAGGUGGGUUCAAGUGAAGUGAAACACUGACAGAGUAAUUCAAAGUUCUAUCUCACCUGUCAUCUGGGUUUCAUAGAACCAUGGUUACAUCUGUAACUUUUGUUUUUAUGACUACGACUUUAUGAACUGCCUUAUUCCCCAAGAGAGUCCCAGACCAACCUGACUGAGGAUUUCUGACCAAAUACAUGGGGUUUUCUGACCUAACACUAAGACGAACCUGUAACUGCUGAAGUCUCCAGACAAUUUUACGUUUUAUGCCUGUAUUUUGUAUUUUUUAUAGUGAAAAAAAAGUCGCUUUUGCACCAGAUUUGAUUUUGUGGGUUCAUGUAGUUGUUGAGUUGCACUUUGAUUGUGCAGAUUAAUAUCAGGUAAUGUUAUUUUCCAUGUUGUUCUUUUAACCCUUGUGUUUUGUUAAAGGAAAUUUCUGUGGUUGUUUGAUUGCCAUCAUAGGUUAUUGGACAUAUGCGAGUUUCAUCCUGAUUUUGGCGACAUGAGAAGUUUUGUAGAUACUGAGCAUAUGGAAAUUUGUGUAUCUAUUAACUUCCAUUUUAAACUAAUUUUUUGACUCCUACUCUAAAACUCAAGGUGCAAAUUUCAUUUUUUUCUGGAGCAAAUCUAAUAAUCGAAAUACACAAUUAGUACAAAAUACUUCCAAUGUAACUUUUUUUUAUUGACUUUACUCAAAAACAAAACAAAAAAAUGCUCCAAAGUCUAUAUUCUCAUAGAUGUUGAUAGGCCAGUCACACACAUCAUAAUCAGUGUAAAAAAAAUGCUGUAAUGGAUUUAUUUUCAAAUUGGCAGUAGAUGAAUUUUUUUUUUUGCCUAUUGAAUGGCAGUAAAAACUGAAAUUUUACUUAACACUCUCAGUUUUUUCAACAAGGCACAAGGGUUAAAUGUGUAUUGACUCUCUCUUGUAGUUAAGGUUAGGGUCCAUAUGUUCUGAGAUGCCACAAUUCAUUUCAACUACACUCCACAUACUGCCUAGCCAUAUAGCUUUCUUAUUGUGUUCUGCUGAGAAAAUCUAUCUUUACCCGUAUUACUUCCAUAGCAACCAGUCCCAGGGGGUAAGCGCAGCAAAUCCAGUCUUAAGAAUUCUUUAACCCAAACAGUCGAGAUGGUGGUUGCAUGCUUCAUAUGUUUGCAAGGUUUUGAAUAAUCUAAACACACAGAAAAAAAAAACAACAACAACUCAGCAACUGGCAGCUUUGAAAGACCCAAUUUUUGCCAUGUUUUGCUGUGAUUGAAAAUGGAAAAAGUAAUACCAGAUGUACCCACUAAUGCGUGUAGAAAAUGAAAGAAAUUGUAGGCAUGCAUAAUAAUCAAACUGGCUCAAGAAUAUAGUACAGUAUUAGUAAGAGCAGAUUUUUUUUUUUUUAUGCGAAUGGUUAAAAUGUAAUUAUGAUGACGGUAUCUUGAGAGUUACCUGAACUUGAAUUGUUAAUUUGAGAACAAAAAUCAAUGACUAUUCCUCUAAUAAUAUUGUCACUAUUGGUGUUUGGAGAUGUAUGCAAAAAGUAUUUUUAAAGGGCCCAUAUUGCUCUAUUUUCUAAUCUAUGUUAUGUUAUUUACUUAACAAAAACAUACGAGUUGUGUUUGUUUCAUUCACACGUUUGACACUCAAAUCCUGCAUAUUUAGGCUGAGUUAUUCUCUUAGACAGAAAACUCUCUGUUCCACCAUAUGAUCUGAUGUGGUAAUACAGGAAGAGUCUAUUGUAUUUAAACUCCGUACAGCUUCACUAUAAUAAUUUCAGUGAUUUCAGCCCUGGAGUUUUACCUUUUGUUCAACCCUACUGAACUAAAAGUAAAAGAUGGGUGUUAACUUGAAAACUACCGCUUCAUGGCAUCACAAGGUGGAACAGAGCAUUUAGAUUUUUGGAGAUGUAGACAGACUAAUAAUAAAGUGUUACUCAAACAUGUGUGAAUGAAACAAAACAUAACUCCAGGCAUGUUUUGUGAGAUGGUAACAACAUUCAAAUAAAAAGCUCACAAGAGCUAAUUUUGCAUAAUAUAGGACUUUUUAAAAGCUGUGAAAAGCUGUUGCAACUUGCAUUGAAACAAAGUGAUAUUUUUGCACUUUGUAAGUUAAAAUUAACAACUUAAAAUAAAUUUAGAUUUUGGGGAAUAAUAACACAUCAACCAAGACAUUUACAGGACAUUUUUGAACUAUCGCUGCAGAAUGAAUACUAUGGAAAGUCAUAUGACUAGUCAGCUUACUACUACUACAACUACCACUACCACUAUUACUACUACACAACACACUACUCAAACACACUACUCAACAAUGUGUCUGAAUCUGACCGUAGGAUGCUUGAAAAUUUGUAAAACUGUUAUAAAAUGUAUAUGAGCCUUAUGUUUGGACCAUUCGUGAAGGAGCUUUUGGACUGACUACUGCUACUAUGACUACUACUACUAUUACUAUUACUAUUACUAUUGCUACUACUACUACUGCUGCUGCUGCUAACCCUGUCUCUCACACAUGGGACAGACCUGAGGAGGAUAUCUGGACACUCUGGCCUUGGGCACGUCCACUGGUCCAAACUCAAAUCAAUGUGAAUAAUGACCUGUCACAAGGCUGAAGGACGUGUUGGUAGAAGGUUGAGCAGAAGAAUGUUCACUGCAAAGAAAUGUACAUCUGUGUGUUAAAAUGACUUGAAUUCAGAUACCAGUGUAUUCUGAGUAGAUUUGAGUAGUUUCAAUUUAAAAUUUGGGGACCCACAUUUGAGGCUCACAAAGGUUCAGAGUCGGUCAUCUUAAAGGUGUACUAUGUAAGUUUUCUGGUUUUGUUGGAGAUGUUUAUUUGCCUGGAAUGUUCCAAAGUAUCGCAUAAAACUUUUCAAUUACAGUUGAUUUUGUUCCUUGAAAAGCGUUCUUACGUUGCUUGGUCCGAGAUGGAAAGGUUUAAUGCCUUACUGGGAUAUUCUAUUUAGACAAUAACAUCUCCAGUUUUUCAUAAAGGUGUUAGUAGAAGUUAGUGUUAAUGUAUCCUCUGAUGAAACUGAGGUAUGGUAAUUUUUCAUAUUUUGAAAUGCCACAAAUUUAGCUUAAAAAAAACAAAUUGUCAUAAAAAUAACAAUAUUUUCAACAGAUUUAGCGUGAAAUUGAAAUAACCCAAAUAUCCUAAAAACACAACACAAAAACUAGAAAUACCACUCAAAUCGGUAUUGUCAAUUCAACUCAUUUUAAGUGUUGAUAAAGCAGUGUGGGCUGGUUCAUCUGGUCAACCCUCACUUCUAAAGCCAAUGUUUGAUUUUGAUACCGAGAUUUUUAAACUCUUUUUCAAUGUGAAUGUUUGAACGGUUCUAUACUCGUGCUGUACAUCUGAAAACGGAGCUCGGGACAGAUCAGAUGGUGUGUCUUUAUGCAAUGGUGCCGUAGAUGUGGGUGUCGUUGGACUUAAGCCUUAAGAUGCUGUGAUGAAGAUGAUUGUCCUGUCACUGUUCUGGCAGCUCUUGUGAUGUUUGAACUAAUAAAGAAUGCAUGAAGUA
Messenger RNA from Periophthalmus magnuspinnatus, 5459 nucleotides. RefSeq names its product abhydrolase domain containing 17C, depalmitoylase (gene abhd17c). The transcript has 3 exons. Gene Ontology annotation, cellular component: endosome membrane; plasma membrane. The coding region runs from base 360 to 1244 and encodes 294 amino acids. The record is from RefSeq and is a predicted model, not a curated record. Gene Ontology annotation, biological process: protein depalmitoylation. Lineage: Eukaryota; Metazoa; Chordata; Actinopteri; Gobiiformes; Gobiidae. Gene Ontology annotation, molecular function: palmitoyl-(protein) hydrolase activity.